GUAAGCAAACCCUUCAAACUGAAAACUUGUAUAAUGCACCAAAUAAUUGAAAAAAAUAGUAGAACAUAAGAAAAAACUACAUUAGUCAGUACCCCUUAGUCAAGAUCUAGAGUAUCAUGUCCGGAAAGGAGGUAGAACGUGACAGAUUGCUAAAAAGAAUUGAUGAAAAAAAGGCAAAGCUUGAGGCCCGAACCGACCUUAACAUUAAAAUUCCUAGGUUACAGUUACCUUCCGACUAUAACUUUCGGGACAGGUCGAUUUUUUCGCUGCCUCCCGAGGUUCUUAAGCCUAUUUUAGCAUCAGCUCAUCCUAAAUAUCGCAAAAAAAUUGCUGCGGAAAAGAAAAAAGCAAAUGAAUUAAAAAACAAACUAAAAUCGUAUACCGCCUUGCGAAAGCAGCGUGAGGAGUUUCGUCUGCGGUUGGUUAAUUUAAUAACGGGUAAUCACGAGCCAAUGGAUUAUGACGAUAUUCCUUCAGCACAGGAACAGGAAAUGCUACGAUACUAUUAUUACGUAAAACAUGGGGUUGAUACUGUUCACGUCGCUCCUUUGGAUGAAAAAGUUCUUAACAGGGUUUUAUAUCUUGUUCCAAGAAGACUAAUGAUCUGGGAAGAUACCCUAUGCAAUAUCAUAAAGGAUAUCAAAGAAGAUUUCAUGAUGGCGAAUAAGAAAGCCAUUAUCGAUUUCGUAUUACAAGACCCGUCAUUUCUAACGGCAAUCAGAGAUGACGAUUCCCCAUUUAAACUGGAAAGAAAGGAAAUCGGAAACAGUUUUCGGCCCGGGUUCGACUAUGCGCAGUUAAAAAUGGAAAGGAAUUUGCAUGUAAUAAAUCCCUGCCUUGCUGUUUUAUUAGAUAUUUGGUACAGUCGAUUUAGAAAGCUACGUCUAAUCGAUACGGCUGAGCUGAGAGAACAUAAAGGCGCUUUCGACUUACAAGAUUUUAAAUAUUAUUGCAAAAAAAGCAUCGAGAAAUGCAAAAGCAUACUCAUUGACCAGUACUAUCAUGCCGUCAUAGACGUGUUUCUGCAGGGAUCUAAAAAAAAUAAACUACCAGACCCUGCGAAGCCUAAACGACUUUUGUCUUUUUUCAAUGCAGUAUCCACUAUAAUGACCAAUCAUCUACAGAUGCUUUGUCUUAAAUCUUUGUACGAUUAUAUUCAGUAUAUUACGGAUAUUAAAUAUUCUAAUAAAGGCUUCCAAAUUAAGCUGGUUCAAAGAGUGAACAUUCUAGCAUUCGAGCCGCCCUUUAAAAAUUUCAAAGAUAUUCUUAUUUACGAAAUUGAUGCUAUCGUUGAUGCUGUCAUGGACAUUCCUAGGCUAGAAACAAAGCUAUACUUAGGUUGGUCAAAUGAAGCUUACUUAAAGCCUACUAUACCAGAUGAAACCAUCGAUGAAUACAAACGUAUUAUAAAAGAACUAUUGGAAAACCAGAGAAUUGGACCGGAGCUUCGCGUUCAGGAUUUUGAUGAAUAUAUGCCGCUGAUCAACGGUGAAGCCGAAGAAUGGAUAACCAAGUUCCUUAAUGAGGAUCAUAAGCUUGAAGAAUAUCAACAGCAAAUUUUAAAGUAUAAAGCCAUUAUGGACGCGGUUCCGUUGGCUACUGAACAUGUCAUAACGAUGGAAAUGUAUGAUAUGAAUAGGGCUGAGUUAAUUAAGGCAUUGGAAAUGCAGGCGGACUCUUUUCGCGAUAGGCUGAUUCAGAAAUGUGUAAAAACGUAUCAGCAUUUGUGCAAGCAGUUAGGAGAAGAAUAUCAGGCCAUAUCAGAUAAAGCACUAAACAUCCCAUCUAACACUUCAGAACUCAUGGACUUGCUUAAAUAUGUAACGGAAGUGGAAACGGUCACUUUGUACCAAAUGGAAGAUAGAUUGAGGGAAGUAAUGGACUACAUGCUGUUUUUAGCAGAUCAUUGCAUAUUUACUCCAGUUGAAAUGAAGCAAAACAAUAUUACUUUCCAAUGGUAUUUGCAUAUGCCCAAAGUGAUCGAAGAACAUCGUCAAAUGGUCGAUUCAAAAAUGGAAGAGUUUCAGGCUCAGCUCACACAAAAGAUUGAGAAGUUUAAGGAAGAUCUGGAAAUAUAUGCCAAAAUGGUGGAUGAACUACAGUACAACGGUAACCUCGAGGAUUUGCCGCGGUAUCAUAAAAAAGCAACGAAAUUGGACGAGAGAUUAGUCAAAGCAAUGGAAAGGAUAGACCAAUUUAACGAAGAAGAAGCUGCAUUCGGUUUCGAACUAUCACAAUAUCCGUUGAGAAAACAGAUCCAUGAUAAAUUAGGGCCUUACAAAAAACUAUACGAUAACUCUACAGAUUUUAUAAAUAAACACGAACUUUGGAUGAAAUCCAGGGUUGGUUCAUAUGAUCCUGAAGAAAUUGAAACUGACGUGGGAACCUAUUACAGGAACGUUUAUAAGCUGGAGAAAAUCUUUACUGACAGGCCCGCCACUCUUAAUUUAGCUACUACCGUGAGAACGAAAAUUGAGGAAUUUAAAGAAAAUAUGCCGAUUAUCCAAACGUUAGGUAAUCCUGGAAUGAAAGAGCGCCAUUGGGAAAAAGUGUCAGAAAUUGUUGGGUUCCCUAUAAAAGUUGACGAUGAACUUACGCUGGAAAAGAUUAUCGAUUACGGAUUAAACGAUUAUAUCGAAAAAUUCGAAGCUAUUUCCGAAGCUGCUACCAAAGAAAACAAUCUGGAGAAGAGUUUAAACAAGAUGAUAGGCGAAUGGACGGAUAUGGAGUUUGUCGUUCUUGUUUACAGAGAUACUGGCACAUAUAUUUUAUCUGCCGUGGAUGACAUCCAGGUGCAACUGGACGAUCAUAUUGUUAAAACUCAAACCAUGAAAAAUUCACCAUACAUCAAGCCCUUCCAGAAUGAAAUAUUGCAGUGGGAAAGCAAACUUCAACUACUGCAAGAAAUUCUAGAUGAAUGGCUAAAGGUACAAUCGACGUGGAUGUACCUGGAACCAAUCUUCUCUUCACCAGAUAUUCAGCAACAAAUGCCCGAGGAAGGCAGGAGAUUCAGUGCUGUUGAUAAAAUCUGGAGAGAUUUAAUGAAGACGGUAUUUAGCGAUCCAAAAGUAUUAACAGUAGUGGAAAUAGACAAGAUGGCUGAACGACUAAAGAAAUGUAACAAUUUAUUGGAACUAAUUCAACGAGGUCUCAAUGAUUACUUGGAAAAGAAACGCUUGUACUUCCCAAGAUUCUUUUUCCUAUCUAACGACGAAUUGUUGGAAAUUUUGUCCGAAACCAAAGAUCCUACAAGAGUACAGCCGCAUCUCAAAAAAUGUUUCGAGGGUAUUGCCAAGUUGACAUUCACAGAAGACCUGGAGGUAACUGAAAUGAAGUCUAGCGAAGGCGAAAUCGUGCCCUUGCCUGAUAUUAUACAAACCGCUCUGGCAAGAGGUCAGGUGGAGAAAUGGCUUGUGGAACUAGAGACGGACAUGAAAAAAGCGGUUCAUUUGAUGGUACAUAGGUCUAUUGAGGAUUAUCCAAAGAGAUCUAGAGAAAAUUGGGUACUAAAAUGGCCAGGACAAUGUAUCCAGUCUGUGGGCUCUACUUUCUGGACUACAGAAGUCACUCAAGCAAUCUGUGCUGGCGGCGGUGCACUGAAAACUUACCUGACCAAAUGUAAUGCGCAGAUUAUGAAAAUUGUUGAUUUGGUCAGGGGUAAACUAAACACUCAGAACAGAAUAACCUUAGGAGCACUAGUGGUACUGGACGUCCACCAACGAGACGUACUCUCUGGAAUUAUUGAGAUGAACGUUAAAAGCGUACAUGACUUUAAUUGGUUAUGUCAACUUCGGUAUUAUUGGGAGUCUAAUCAAAUGAUUACAGCCAUGAUCAAUUCCACAUUAAAAUAUGGUUACGAGUAUCUUGGAAAUACUGCUAGACUAGUUGUAACUCCUCUAACCGACAGAUGUUACAGGACAUUGUUUGGAGCAUUACACUUACACUUAGGGGGAGCACCAGAAGGUCCUGCAGGUACCGGAAAAACUGAAACCACCAAAGACUUGGCCAAAGCUGUCGCUAAGCAAUGCGUGGUGUUCAAUUGUUCUGAUGGCUUGGACUAUAUUGCUUUGGGUAAAUUUUUCAAGGGCUUGGCUUCCUGUGGUGCUUGGUCAUGCUUUGACGAGUUUAACAGGAUUGAUUUGGAAGUAUUAUCGGUGGUAGCUCAACAAAUCUUAACUAUUCAGCGUGGUAUAAAUGCUGGACAAGAAAAACUGUUCUUUGAGGGUACUGAGUUAAAAUUGGAUCCCACUUGUGCUGUAUUUAUUACAAUGAAUCCAGGUUAUGCUGGUCGUUCUGAACUACCAGACAACCUCAAAGCCUUAUUUAGAUCAGUGGCGAUGAUGGUUCCAGACUACGCAUUAAUAUCAGAGAUAGAGCUCUAUGCUUCGGGUUUCUUAAUUGCUAAGCCUUUGGCUGUGAAAAUUGUUGCUACAUAUCGACUAUGCUCUGAACAGUUGUCGUCUCAAUGUCAUUACGAUUAUGGUAUGAGAGCUGUUAAGUCAGUACUGCGUGCAGCAGGAGCCCUAAAAUUGCGCUAUCCAGAUGAAAAAGAAGAUAUUUUGGUCCUAAGAUCUAUUAAGGAUAUCAACUUGGCAAAGUUCUUACAUCAAGAUGUACCACUGUUCCAAGGCAUUACUUCUGAUUUGUUCCCCGGUAUAGUUUUGCCUGAACCAGACUAUGUGGUAUUAAACAAAGCCGUUGAAGACACUUGCGUUACAAUGAAUAUCCAAUGUACACCAAUUUUCUUGGAAAAGGUUCAGCAGCUUUACGAAAUGAUUGUCGUACGGCAUGGACUAAUGAUAGUUGGCAUGCCUUUUGCUGGAAAAACCACUUGUUAUAGAGUGUUGGCUGACGCUCUGGGACUAGUGGAAGAAAGGGGCGGUAUGGAUGAACACAGAGCAGUAUAUACAAUAAUGAAUCCAAAGUCAAUUACUAUGGGCCAGCUGUAUGGUCAAUUCGAUGCAGUUUCACAUGAAUGGUCAGAUGGAGUGUUGGCUGUAAGUUUUAGACAAUUUGCCAUGUCAACUAGCGAAGACAGAAAAUGGCUCAUUUUUGACGGUCCUGUAGACGCAGUUUGGAUCGAAAAUAUGAACACCGUACUAGAUGACAAUAAAAAGCUUUGCUUAAUGUCCGGUGAAAUAAUUCAGCUUUCGAAUUCGACCAAUUUGAUUUUUGAGCCUAUGGAUUUGGAUGUUGCCUCACCUGCUACAGUGUCCAGGUGUGGUAUGAUUUAUAUGGAACCGAAAUCGUUAGGGUGGAAGCCUCUGUUAUCCUCUUGGCUUAACACUCUUCCAGCUUUUAUUAACAAUGAUUUUUAUAAAUCGAUGAUUUUUAAUUUGUUUGUUCGGUUCUGUAAGCCCCUUAUUUGGCUUCUUCGUAAGGGAGGAGUAAAAGAAAUUGCCAUAACAUCUGAUCAUAACCUAGUCAAAGCCACAAUGAACCUCUUUGACUGUUUUAUGGAUGACUUCCUAGACGAGAAGUAUCGUGAACAAGUAUCCGAUUUGGAUGUGAGAGCCCAAAUUGAAGGAUCAUUUUUCUUCGCUUGUAUAUGGUCAAUGGGUGGUACUUUAGAUAAUGACAGCAGAAAUAAGUUUAACGUUCUGUUUAGAGCACUUCUGGAACGAGAAUUUCCUCAAAAGGUCAUAACCGAUUUCGGAAUACCCUUUGAGAUUAACAAGCCUGAAAAGCCUUAUAUAUUUACUUUACCUGUUGCAGAAACCGUUUUCGAUUACAGGUUUAUUAAAGAGGGUAAAGGAAAAUGGAAAUUGUGGUCCGAUGAAUUAAUGAAUGCGCCUCCGAUCCCGAGGGACAUACCAGUGAAUCAGAUUAUUGUAACAACAGUAGAAACGAUAAGAGGAAUUGCUGUUAUGCAACUGUUGGUACAACAUAAAAAAUCCAUGAUGAUUAUUGGACCUACUGGUACAGGAAAAUCCGUAUAUGUGACAGAUUUCCUGUUAAAGAAAAACGACACAAAAACAUACAUUCCUUUGUUCAUAAACUUCUCGGCUCAAACAACUGCUAACCAGACACAAAAUAUAAUAAUGGCCAAACUGGAUAAACGAAGAAAAGGUGUAUUUGGACCACCAGUAACUAAACGUUGCGUCAUAUUCGUGGAUGACGUUAACAUGCCUACUAAAGAAAUUUAUGGGGCUCAGCCCCCCAUUGAACUUCUAAGGCAGUGGUUCGAUCAUGAAAUGUGGUAUGAUCUAAAAGAUGUUAUUCCUAUGAAGCUCAUUGAUAUACAGUUUAUGUGUGCUAUGUGUCCACCGACCGGUGGUGGAAACACCAUAACUCCAAGAUUCAGUAGACAUUUUAAUCAUUUAUGCAUAGACGAAUUCCAAGAGGGCACGUUAAUAAAUAUCUUUAGCAGAAUUAUGUUAUGGCAUUUGGACACAAGAGGAUUUUCCAAAGAUUUUGAUCCAUGUAUAGAAGAAAUUGUUUUAGCAACUUUGGAUAUUUAUAAGCUAGCUCGCGCCAAUUUACUCCCUACGCCCGCCAAAUCUCAUUAUCUCUUUAAUUUAAGAGACUUUUCCAGAGUUAUACAGGGAGUUCUUCUAUCAGUACCAGAAGCAAUGGAGGAUUUAUUAGCGAUGAAAAGACUAUGGGUCCAUGAAGUAUUAAGAGUUUACUAUGAUAGACUGGUGGAUGAUGCUGACAGAACCUGGAUAAUUGAGGCAUUAAGAGAAGUUUGUAAGGAUAAAUUGGAAGAAGAUUUGAAUUCCAUGUUUUCUAGAUUAGCCACGCCGGGAAGUGUAGUUAUUGGUGAGUCGGAACUAAGAAAACUAAUUUAUUGUGAUUUUGCUAAUCCGAAAGCCGAUCAAAGGCACUAUAUUGAAGUACAAGAUAUAGAAAUGCUGAAGACAAUCACCGAGGGUUAUUUAAAUGAAUUUAAUAAUAUGUCCAAAAAGCCUAUGAAUUUAGUUCUGUUUAGGUUUGCUAUAGAGCACCUCUCAAAACUAUGCAGGAUUCUCAAACAGCCAAGAUCUCACGGUCUUUGCGUUGGGGUUGGCGGCUCUGGACGUCAAUCCCUAACCCGUUUAGCCGCUCAUAUUUCGGAAUAUGAACUUUUCCAAGUAGAAAUUACGAGAUUAUAUGGCGUAAAUGAAUGGAGGGAAGAUGUUAAGGUCAUCUUAAGAAAGGCCAGUGCUUCCGAUCAGCAUGGGGUGUUUUUAUUUACCGACACCCAGAUUAAGGAAGAGGCCUUUUUGGAGGACGUCAGUAAUUUGAUGAAUUCAGGAGAGGUCCCAAACCUUUUCACCACAGAAGAAAAAAUGGAAAUCUGUGAAAAGAUGCGACAACUCGACCGACAAAGGGAUAAAUCCAUGCAAACCGACGGCAGUCCGGCCGCUUUGUUCAAUUUCUUUGUGCAAAUCGUGAGGGAACAGCUUCACGUCGUGCUCGCAAUGAGCCCCAUAGGCGAGAGCUUUAGGAACAGAGUUCGAAAGUUUCCAGCGUUAGUUAACUGCUGCACUAUUGACUGGUUCCAGAGCUGGCCAGAAGAUGCUCUAAUAGCCGUUGCAAAGAAAUUCUUGGGAGAAAUCGAGCUAACAGACCACGAACGUGAAGUUUGCAUAGAUAUGUGUCAAACUUUCCACGUUUCCACACAACAGCUAUCCGAUGAAUAUUUUCUCAGAUUAAAGAGGUACAACUACGUCACUCCGACCUCUUACUUGGAGAUGAUUAACACUUUUAAGACGUUCCUGGGAAAUAAACGAAAGCAGCUGCUCUUAGGUCAAAAGAGAUACGAGAUCGGUUUGGAAAAGCUUGCGUCUGCGGGUGCAGAGGUAGCGGUAAUGCAGGCGGCCUUAGAAGCUUUGCAACCCCAACUGGUAGUUGCUCAAGCUAAAGUGGAAGAAACUAUGAAAAUCGUUGAAGCUGAGUCUGCCGACGCCGCUGAGGUGGAGAAGAUCGUGAUGGUUGAUGAAGAGGCCGCAAACGAACAAGCAAAAGCAGCCCAAGUAAUAAAAGACGAAUGCGAGGCCGAUAUGGCAGAGGCGAUGCCUAUUUUGAAUUCCGCACUGGCUGCUUUGAAUACCCUUACACCGGCCGAUAUUACCAUAGUAAAAACAAUGAAAAAUCCACCGAAAGGCGUUAAAUUGGUCAUGGAAGCCGUUUGUAUUCUAAAGGAUCUAAAACCGGAUAAGUUGCCUGCCCCAAGUGGCAUAGGCACGAUAGACGACUACUGGGGGCCUUCAAAAAAAGUUUUAGGAGAUAUGAAAUUUUUGGAGGGUCUCAUUAACUUUGAUAAAGACAAUAUUCCACCGAGGGUCAUGGCUAAGUUGAAAGAGCAGAUUUUAAACGACGAAAGUUUUGAUCCGGAGAAAGUUAAAACAGCGUCAUCCGCUGCAGAAGGUAUAUGCAAGUGGGUGAUAGCGAUAUCAAAAUACGACAAAGUAGCUAAAGUAGUUGCACCAAAGAAGGCUGCGUUAGCCAUAGCUGAGGACCAAUUCAAUACAGCCAUGGCUUCUUUAGAAGUUAAGCGGCAACAGCUUCGAGAGGCUAGAGAAAGGGUAGCCAAGCUAGAGGAACGACUGGCAGAAGAAUCGAAAAAAUUCAAGAAGUUGACCGAUGAAGUUAACCUGUGUCAGUUGAAACUACAAAGAGCCGAGGAUUUGAUUGGUGGGCUAGGUGGUGAAAAAGACAGAUGGAAGGCCACAGCGAAGGCAUUGGGUGAAAGAUACAAUAUGUUAGUUGGUGAUAUUUUGGUGUCAGCCGGCGUGGUAGCUUACCUAGGAGCCUUUACAAUGCAAUUUAGACAAAAGCAAAUCGAAGAAUGGGUUACACAGCUUAUCGGCUACGGAAUAGUCACGACAAGGGAUUUUCAAUUAACUGCGAUUCUUGGCGAACCGGUCGUGAUUAGACAGUGGAACAUUUUCGGUUUACCAACGGAUAAUUUUAGCGUGGAAAACGCCAUUAUUAUUUCAAAUGCCAGAAGGUACGCCUUAAUGAUUGACCCACAAGGACAAGCAAACAAAUGGGUAAAAAAUAUGGAGAGACUAAACAAUUUGGCAAUUAUACGAUUGAACCAACCAGACUACGUGAGAAUCCUGGAAAAUGCCAUACAAUUUGGGCAACCAGUGCUUUUGGAAAACGUUGGUCAAGAAUUAGAUCCAAUUUUAGAACCGGUAUUAGCCCAACAAACUUUCAAGCAAGGUGGCGCUUUGUGCUUGAAACUAGGAGAUUCUGUUGUGGAAUACAGCCCAGAUUUCAACUUGUAUAUUACGACAAAACUUCGUAAUCCACAUUACCUACCAGAGGUUGCUGUUAAAGUAACUUUGGUUAACUUUGUAAUAACUAGUGCAGGUUUGGAAGAUCAGUUAUUAGGAAUAGUUGUGGCCAAAGAACGACCUGACCUUGAGGCGGAGAAGAAUGCACUUAUUAUCCAAGGAGCUGAGAAUAAAAAGUCUUUAAAAGAAAUCGAAGAUAAGAUCCUUGAAGUAUUGAGCACUUCUCAAGGCAACAUUUUAGAGGAUGAGACUGCUGUGACAAUAUUAAGUUCGUCGAAACAGUUGUCGAAUGAAAUUGCUGCCAAGCAAGCUGUGGCAGAAGUAACAGAAAAACAAAUUGAUAAGGCUCGGUUGGAAUAUACUCCUAUAGCGGUCCAUUCAACUAUUUUAUUCUUCACUAUUGCCGAUUUGGCUAAUAUUGAUCCCAUGUACCAAUAUUCCUUGGUGUGGUUCGUGAAUUUAUUUAAAAGUACCAUUGAUAAUACCGAUAAGGUUGAAGAUGUUGCUAUGAGACUGGAUGAUUUAAAAAAGGUUUUCACAUAUCACUUGUAUGUAAAUAUAUGUCGUAGUUUAUUCGAAAAAGACAAAUUAUUGUUCUCUCUCCUGUUGGGGGUAAAUCUAAUGAAAAGCCGGAACGAAAUAGACUUAGCGGAAUGGAUGUUCCUGCUGACAGGAGGUGUGGGCCUGGAUAAUCCAAAUGUCAACCCUUGCGAUUGGCUCGUGACCAAGUCCUGGGACGAGCUUUGUCGGUUGAACGAUUUGCCAAAUUUCAACGGAAUAUUGAAACAUUUCGUGCAUAACUUGUCUCAAUGGAAAUUAAUUUUUGACUCUGGUGAGCCUCAAGCCGUGCCGUUACCAAGUCCAUGGAAUGAUAAGCUGGACGCCUUUCAGAAGUUGUUGGUGCUGAGAUGUAUUAGAUUUGAUAAAAUUGUACCGGGAGUACAAGAUUUUGUCACAGGGAAAUUGGGUAAACAGUUCGUCGAGCCGCCCCCCUUUGAUCUGACCUCAUCGUUUGCGGACUCCCACUGCUGUAUCCCGUUAAUUUUCGUGUUGACCCCGGGUGCAGAUCCUACGGCCGUUUUAUUAAAAUUUGCUGACGACCAAGGCUUUGGAGCAGCCAGGCUCUUUGCCCUGUCGUUGGGGCAAGGUCAAGGUCCCAUCGCCGUCAAACUAAUCGACGAGGGGGUCAAAAAUGGUACUUGGGUCGUGUUGCAAAACUGUCAUUUGGCUAAGAGUUUUAUGCCGACCCUAGAAAGAAUUUGUGAAAAUCUCACACCCGAUUCGACCCACCCCGACUUUCGUCUCUGGUUAACGUCUUAUCCAGCGGACCACUUCCCUGUGCUGGUUCUACAAAACGGCGUAAAAAUGACCAACGAGCCUCCAAAAGGCCUAAGGGCCAAUAUUACACGUUCUUACAUGAGCGACCCUAUUUCUGACCUCGAAUGGUUUGAAAACUGUAAACAGCCUUUGGCGUUCAAGAAACUGUUGUACAGCUUAUGCUUUUUCCAUGCUGUAGUUCAGGAAAGACGGAAAUUCGGACCAUUGGGUUGGAAUAUACCUUACGAGUUUAAUGAGACAGACCUGAGGAUUAGCGUGAUGCAAUUACAGAUGUUUUUAAACGAAUACGAGGAUAUUCAGUUUGAUGCUUUACUGUACUUAACUGGGGAAUGUAAUUAUGGUGGAAGAGUUACAGAUGACUGGGACAGAAGAACCCUUAAUACGAUAUUAAGGAAAUUUUACUGUCCUAGCUGUGUCGAAGAGGAAAAUUAUGCUUAUGAUCUGAGCGGUGUAUUUUAUUGCCCCGAUAAAACCGAAUACGACGAGUUUAUGAACUAUACGAAAUCGCUCCCUUUGAUCACUCAUCCGGGAGUAUUCGGUAUGAACGAGAACGCCGAUAUUAUGAAAGAUCAGCAGGAAAGCAAUUUGCUCCUCAGUAGCACUUUACUUACACAGGACGCCAUGUCAGCAUCAAGUUCAUCAAAAUCACCCGACGAAAUUGUAAUGGACGUAGCAAACGCCAUCUUGGCCCAACUACCUGCUGACUUUGAUCGUGACGCUGCUAUGGAAAAAUACCCAGUUUCCUAUUCUCAAAGUAUGAACACCGUAUUAGUUCAAGAGAUGAACAGAUUCAAUGUUCUGUUGGCGAUUAUUAGAAGUAGCUUGAAAAACGUGCAAAAGGCUAUAAAAGGUCUUAUUGUGAUGUCGUUGGAUUUAGAGGAAGUUGUCACCAGCAUGUUAACGGGAAGGAUACCUGGCAUGUGGGCAAAGAAGUCUUACCCCUCAUUGAAGCCCUUGGGAAGUUACAUUAGUGAUUUUCUUCAGAGGUUGUCCUUUUUACAGCUGUGGAUGGAUGAGGGUGCACCAGCAACUUUUUGGUUAUCAGGGUUCUUUUUUACUCAAGCUUUUCUUACUGGAGCUCAGCAAAACUAUGCCAGAAAAUACACCAUCCCUAUAGACUUGUUGACAUUCGAUUAUGAAGUUCUUAAACAGUCAUCAUUUACAAAACCUCCCGAAGAUGGAGUAUAUAUUUACGGCCUCUUCUUAGAUGGAGCAAGAUGGAACAGCGACUUAAUGAUCCUUGACGAGUCUCUGCCAAAAGUUUUGUAUGAUGUGGUGCCUUAUAUUUGGUUAAAACCUUUAAAGCGGGACGAUUUGGCAGAUCGCCAAACUUACGUAUGUCCAGUUUAUAAAACAGCGGAAAGAAGGGGCGUGUUAUCGACGACUGGGCAUUCUACAAAUUUUGUCAUAGCUAUGAUGCUACCUACCGUACAGACACAAGCUCAUUGGAUAAUGAGAGGAGUAGCUAUGCUGUGUCAAUUAUCUCAGUAAUGUGUGGUGUCACUUUUUUAUAAUUUUUUACCUUAAUAUUUAGUUUUAUUAUAUAUUGAUUAAUGAAAAUAUAUUUAGAUUCAUUAUUCAA
This is a messenger RNA of Anthonomus grandis grandis, 12147 nucleotides long. It is a transcript of the gene Dhc36C, whose product is annotated as dynein axonemal heavy chain 7. The coding region runs from base 117 to 12056 and encodes 3979 amino acids. NCBI's taxonomy places the organism in Eukaryota, Metazoa, Arthropoda, Insecta, Coleoptera, Curculionidae. Gene Ontology annotation, biological process: microtubule-based movement. The transcript is spliced from 57 exons. The record is from RefSeq and is a predicted model, not a curated record. Gene Ontology annotation, cellular component: dynein complex. Gene Ontology annotation, molecular function: dynein light intermediate chain binding; minus-end-directed microtubule motor activity; dynein intermediate chain binding.